This is a messenger RNA of Zonotrichia albicollis (white-throated sparrow), 1333 nucleotides long. NCBI's taxonomy places the organism in Eukaryota, Metazoa, Chordata, Aves, Passeriformes, Passerellidae. The record is from RefSeq and is a predicted model, not a curated record.
AGUGGAUCACUAAAGGAGCCAGAGCCAAACAAAGUCCCACCUCAGCGACCACCACCUCAAGGGGGCCCAGUGCAACCCCAAGGAAUGCAAUCCCAAAGCCAGGAGGCAUUGCAGCCCCAGCGCGUGUUCCCCGCGGGGCAGGCCGCGAAGCCCGCAGCCUCGCAGCCCCAGCGCCCGCCCGGACCCACCACCCAGCAGCCUCGGCCCCAGGCCCAAGGUCCUCCCAGCUCCAGGUUAUCAAAGGAAGCAGAGCCACAGCCACAGCCCCAGCCAGAGCCGCAGCAGAAGCCGCAGUCGCACCCGCAGCUGAACAAGUCUCAGUCCCUGACCAACGCCUUCAGCUUCACAGAGUCCUCCUUCUUCAGGUCGUCCGUGAACGAGGACGAGGCCAAAGCUGAGACCAUCCGGAACCUGAGGAAAUCCUUUGCCAGCCUCUUCUCUGAUUAGCCAGCUUUGUGUAGAGUCUGAAUGUCCCAUAGGUUUUGUUCUCCCUGUGCCAGCACCCUUCUCUACUGUGCUCACUGUUGUACCAAGCAAUAUGUCCAACCUACAGAAACACAAAUCAAUAAUAGCAGGAGGACUUUGGUGGGGGAGAUGCCACGCAGGAACACGUGGAAGGCUCUGGAAAGAAGGAAGGAAGGGUUCCAUUGCUCCCACAGAAUGUCUGGUUCCAAGGUCCUUAUCCAUUGUAAUUUUGUGGCCUUACUGUGACUGAAGUAUAUAAUCCUAUUUGAGACUCCUUUGUAGAAUUGUGUUAAUAAAGCAUUGGGGAAGGGGUUUCUCCUGGCUCUGCCCACCCCCAAUGCAUUGCAAUGCAUGUGUAUUUCGUGUGUAAACGUUUUGUACUGCACAGGUAUAGUCUUGACUUGUUCUUGCCUCCCAGACUCAGGAGGCCAUUCACACUGACAUUCUUGUCCAGCCACAUGAAUAAUGUGAGAAAUUGAAGCAGUUUCUUCCUCCUUAUCCAAUCCCUCCAUCAGCUGGUUGUGGACUUCUGAUGUAUUGCUGGGAGUUAUCAGUACACUAAAUGUCAUAAAUAGAGUGUAUAUGUACUACUGUAUCUCCAUAUGUCUAUUUAAAGAAUUUAUUUCCAGACUGUAACCAUAACUGGGUUUAGUUGCAGAGAAUAUGCAUGAUGUUACCCUUAUUUUUGUGAACACCUUCUAAUAAAUGUAAAGUCCCAUGCCUGAUUUAAAAAAAAAUGUCUUCUACAAAGCUUGUUUAGACAUCAAUAUAUAUUGUCUAUUUUGACUGAUAUCAAGAGGGUAGCUUUAUGAUUAUAAAAUAUUUGGACACAAACUACAGCUGUAAGAAAAUAAACUAUCACAAUGAA